Rhodotorula graminis WP1 is the source of this 2741-nucleotide messenger RNA. RefSeq lists its product as uncharacterized. Gene Ontology annotation, molecular function: structural molecule activity. NCBI's taxonomy places the organism in Eukaryota, Fungi, Basidiomycota, Microbotryomycetes, Sporidiobolales, Sporidiobolaceae. Gene Ontology annotation, cellular component: COPI vesicle coat; endoplasmic reticulum; endoplasmic reticulum-Golgi intermediate compartment. Gene Ontology annotation, biological process: intra-Golgi vesicle-mediated transport; protein secretion; endoplasmic reticulum to Golgi vesicle-mediated transport. The coding region runs from base 1 to 2589 and encodes 862 amino acids. The transcript is spliced from 13 exons. The record is from RefSeq and is a predicted model, not a curated record.
AUGUCGAGCUACAAGAAGGACGAGGAGAGCGGCGUCGGCUCGUUCUUCCAGGACAAGACGACCGUCAUCCAGGAGGCGCGCGUGUUCAACGAGACGCCGAUCAGCCCUCGCAAGUGUCGCAUCCUCCUCACCAAGAUCGUCUACCUCCUCUACGUCGGCGAGACGUUCGGCACGCAAGAGGCGACGACCCUCUUCUUUGGCGUCACCAAGCUCUUCCAGCACAAGGACAGCGCUCUCCGCCAGAUGGUCUACUUGGUCAUCAAGGAGUUGAGCAACAUCGCCGAGGACGUCAUCAUGGUCACGUCGUCUAUCAUGAAGGACAUGCAGCCCAACCUCGAGGUCAUCUACCGGCCGAACGCCAUCCGAGCCCUGUGCCGGGUCAUCGACGGCUCGAUGAUUGUCGGCGUCGAGCGCUUCUUCAAGGCGGCCAUCGUCGACCGCAACACGUCCAUCUCGUCGGCCGCGCUCGUCUCGUCGUACCACCUGCACCCGAUCGCGCGCGACGUCAUCAAGCGGUGGGCCAACGAGGCGGCCGAGGCCGUGCAGAACAAGGGCGGCGCCUACGGCACCGCGUACGGCCAGGGCUACCAGGCGGUCCAGAGCUCGAGCUCGAUCGUCCAGUACCACGCGCUCGGCCUCCUGUACCUCAUCCGCCAGGGCGACCGCAUGGCCGUCACCAAGAUGAUCCACCAGCUGAGCGGCGCAAAGGGUGCCGGCGGGACCCUGCGGAGCCCGUUCGCCAUCUGCAUGCUCAUCCGCUUCGCCGCCAAGGUCAUGGAGGAGGACCCCAACGUCCAGCGCGCCAUGUACGAGCUCAUCGAGGGCUACCUCAAGCACAAGAGCGACAUGGUCAACUACGAGGCCGCUCGCGCCAUCUGCGACAUGAAGAACGUCGGCGCCGCCGAGCUCAACCGCCCUAUCGCCGUCCUCCAGCUGUUCCUCUCGUCGCCCAAGUCGACCCUCAAGUUCGCCGCCAUCCGCACCCUCGCCAAGCUCGCCCAGACGCACCCGAACGCCGUCCAGGCCUGCAACCUCGACAUGGAGAAGCUCAUCAACGACGACAACCGCAGCAUCGCCACGUUCGCCAUCACGACGCUCCUCAAGACUGGCAACGAGGCGUCGGUCGACCGCCUGAUGAAGCAGAUCUCGGCCUUCAUGUCCGAGAUUUCCGACGAGUUCAAGGUCAUCGUCGUGCACGCGAUCCGCGCGCUGUGCCUCAAGUUCCCGGCCAAGCAGACCGUCAUGCUCAACUUCCUGUCGGGCGUGCUGCGCGACGAGGGCGGGUACGACUUCAAGCGGGCCGUCGUCGAGGCCAUCUUUGACAUGAUCAAGUUCAUCUCGGACUCGAAGGAGGCCGCCCUCGCCCAGCUGUGCGAGUUCAUCGAGGACUGCGAGUUCACCAAGCUCUCGGUCCGCAUCCUCCACCUCCUCGGCGUCGAGGGCCCCAAGGCGCCGCAGCCGAGCAAGUACAUCCGCUACAUCUACAACCGCGUCAUCCUCGAGAACGCCAUCGUGCGCGCUGCCGCCGUCUCGAGCCUCGCCAAGUUUGGCAUCAACGUCGCCGACGGCUCGGUCAAGCGCAGCAUCAAGGUCCUUCUCACUCGGUGCCUCGACGACGUUGACGACGAGGUCCGCGACCGCGCCGCGUUCAACCUCAAGCUCCUCCAGGACGAGCCGCUCGCCAAUGUCUUUGUUCGCGACGACUCGACCUUCUCGCUCGACGCCCUCGAGAGCCGGCUCGCCUCCUACAUCGCCGACACGACCGCAACCGACCAGCCGUUCGACUUAGCGGCCGUCCCCAAGGUCAGCAAGGAGCAGGCCCUCGAGGUGGCUCGUGGUUCGCGCAAGGACGACCUCGCCUCGGCCGCCAUGUCGUCGGGCGCAUCCGGCGCAGGAGCAGACGUCGCCGCACCGACAGCGAGCGAGACACAGUCGGCGUACGCCAAGCAGCUCGCCGAGGUGCCCGAGUUCGCCGACUACGGCGCCGUGCUCAAGAGCAGCGCAAAGCCGAUCGAGCUCACCGAGCGCGAGACCGAGUACGUCGUGUCGGCCGUCAAGCACGUCUUCUCGGAGCACGUCGUCUUCCAGUUCAACGUCCGCAACACGGUCGACGCAGUACACCUCGAGAACGUCGUCGUCGUCAUGCAGCCGUCCGAGGACGCAGAGCUCACCGAGGACUUUAUCAUCCCGGCAUCGUCCCUCGGUCCGAACUUGGACGGCGUCGUCUACGUCUCGUUCACGCGCAACUCGCCGUCCGAGUACGCGACGGGCUCCUUCGUCAACACGCUCAAGUUUGUCUCGAAGGAGGUCGACCCCGAGUCGGGCGAGCCCGAGGAGGACGGCUACGACGACGAGUACCAGGUCGAGGAGCUCGACCUCGGCGCCGGCGACUACAUCGUGCCGUCGUACGCCGCAAUAUAUAAGGCUUUUAAAGCUUUUAAGGUUUCAGGCCUCGUCUGCGGCGGCGGCGGCAAGGUGCUCGCCCGAGCGCGCAUGACGUACCAGUCGGGCAAGGGCGUCACGAUGGAGCUCACGGUGCGGGCAGAAAACGAGGGUGCGGCGCAGCUCGUCCUCAACGCCAUCGCAUGAUGAGGCUCUCGUCGACGCCUCGUGCGAGCGGUGUGCGUGCGUGUGCGGCAGGUGUUCGUAGAUGUGUCCCCUCCCCCUUCUCCUCUCUCGCAGUCCUUUCUCCCUUUGCCCUUCCCUCUGCUGUGUCAAUACCCUCAUCGGCAUCUCUCCUG